CAGAGCACAAUCGAAUUGCGCUGUUCGGACUCGGGCCCACCGGCUCCCGCCGCACCUAGUUGUCCGCUCCCCUGAUCCCCCGACAAUCGACAGGUCUGCAGCUCGUCACAAUGAGUCGCACGGAGGCAGAUUUGGCGAUUAACAUUCGCAAAGCUACCAGCAUCGAGGAGACCGCUCCGAAACGGAAACAUGUCCGGAGCUGCAUUGUGUAUACAUGGGACCACAAAUCCUCUGCCGCCUUCUGGGCUGGCAUGAAAGUUCAACCGGUCCUUGCAGACGAGGUACAGACGUUCAAAGCCCUCAUAACGAUACAUAAGGUUCUGCAAGAGGGACAUCCCAUCGUGAUUCGGGAGGCGCAGCAGCACGCCAAUUGGAUCGACAGUUUGAUGCGCGGUGUAGGAGGCGAUGGCAUUCGCGGCUAUGGUCCUCUUAUCCGAGAAUAUGUUUUCUUCCUGGAGUCCAAGUUGGCGUUUCAUCGGAAUCAUCCCGAAUUUAACGGUCUGUUUGAAUAUGAGGAGUACAUCAGUCUAAAGACGAUCAAUGAUCCGAAUGAAGGUUACGAAACUAUCUCGGACCUCAUGACUUUGCAAGACCAAAUAGAUGCGUUCCAGAAAUUGAUCUUUUCGCAUUUCCAAUCAGGUACAAAUAACGAGUGUCGGAUUUCUGCACUAGUGCCGCUGGUGCAGGAGAGCUACGGCAUUUAUAAAUUCAUUACCAGCAUGCUGAGAGCUAUGCAUACGACCACUGGUGACGCCGAGGCCCUGGAACCUCUCCGUGGUCGUUAUGACGCUCAGCACUUCCGACUUGUGCGGUUCUACUACGAGUGCUCGAACUUGCGCUAUCUGACCAGCCUUAUCACUAUUCCUAAGCUUCCUCAAAACCCACCCAACCUGCUUGCCGACGAUGAUGAACGCCCCGCUUUACCCAGGCGACCGGCAAAAGAAGUCGAGCAGGAGCCCACUCCGCCGCCAAAGGCCGCACCCGCUGAUCCCGAACCCAUUAACGACUUUUGGACUACAGAAGCCAAGCGCCAGCAAGAGGAAUUUGAAGCGGAGCAGCGGCGCCUGCAGCAGCAAUGGGAGGAACAGCAGCGGCAGCAGAUUCUCGCGCAACAGCAAGCCCAACACGAUUUUGAGGAACAGCAACGUCUGCAGGCGGAGCAGCAACGGCUUGCGCAGGAGCAACUUCUACGCGACCAGUACCAAACACAGACUCAGGGUCGGCUGGCCGAGCUCGAGCAAGAGAACUUGAACGCGCGGGCCCAGUACGAACGGGAUCAGCUUAUGCUGCAGCAAUACGAUCGUCGUGUGAAAGACCUGGAAGAGCAGAUGAACCAAUUGACCUCGAACUUGAAUAUGCAAAGUGCCUCGAAAGAUGAGCAAAUUCGAUCUCUCCAGGAGCAAGUCAACACAUGGCGGUCCAAGUAUGAGGCGCUGGCGAAGCUUUACUCUCAGCUCCGACAGGAGCACCUGGACCUCUUGCAGACAACCAAGAGCCUGAAGUUAAAGGCGGCGUCCGCACAGGAGGCGAUCGAACGGCGCGAGAAGCUCGAAAGAGAGCUCAAAACGAAGAAUUUAGAGCUAGCGGAUAUGAUCCGGGAGCGGGACCGUGCGCUACACGACCGGGAUCGCUUGACGGGAAAUAACAAGGAAGAGCUGGAGAAGGUUAAGAGAGAGCUGCGCCUUGCAAUCGAGCGGGCAGAGAAUGCCGAACGCCAGAAAGGCACCGAGAUCUCUACCCUGUUGUCCAAGUACAACCGGGAGAUGGCCGAUUUGGAAGAAGCCCUCAGAAACAAGAACCGUGCUCUCGAAGAUGUCUCUUCUCGGAAUGCAGACCGCCAGGGUGACCAUGAUGCUAUGCUCCGCGAGAAGGAUGAGGAGAUCGAGGUCUACAAGUCCGGAAUGGAACAAGCUCUUAUGGAACUGGAGGAACUGAAAAUGAACCAAGGCGAUGUCGACAAUGCGCUGGAUUCGCAGAUUGACACCGUUUUGCACAGCACCGUUGCCAAGAUCAACGACAUCAUCGACUCUGUGCUCCAAGCUGGUGUGCAGCGGGUGGAUGACGCCCUGUACGAGCUCGAUUCCAGUAUGCAAGCCGGUAACCAGAAUGCGUCCCCACCAUACGUGCUGUCUCAGAUCGAGAAGGCCUCUGCAUCCGCCACCGAGUUCUCUACAGCGUUCAACAACUUUAUCGCCGACGGCCCGAAUAGUACCCACGCAGAGAUUAUUCGGACGGUUUCUAUCUUCUCCGGCUCGGUUGCCGAUGUCCUUAGUAACACAAAGGGAUUGACACGGUUCGCCAAUGACGACAAGAGCGCAGACCAAUUGAUCAAUGCUGCCCGCAAGUCCGCACAGGCCACGGUGCGGUUCUUCCGUGGACUCCAGUCUUUCCGGCUCGAGGGGUUGGAGGCUGAUCACAAGACCGAUGUGGUUAUUAACAAUAACCUUGAGGUGCAAAGAGACCUUCAGUCACUAUCGAAACUUGCCGAAACUUUUGCGCCUAAGAGUACCAAGAUCAGUACUAAUGGCGACCUGGGCGACCUCGUAGAUCAGGAACUGACUAAGGCGGCCGACGCUAUCGACGCCGCGGCCGCUCGAUUGGCCAAGCUCAAGAAAAAGCCCCGUGAUGGCUUCUCGACAUACGAGUUACGUAUCAACGACGUGAUUGUGGAGGCAGCUAUUGCAGUUACUAAUGCAAUUGCGGAGCUGAUUAAGGCCGCCACCGAGUCCCAGCAGGAGAUUGUUCGCGAAGGCCGGGGUAGCUCAUCGAAGACGGCGUUCUACAAGAAGAAUAACCGCUGGACAGAGGGACUAAUCUCCGCCGCCAAGGCUGUUGCUACCUCCACCAACACUCUUAUCGAGACGGCCGACGGGGUCAUUUCUGGUCGUAACUCGCCGGAACAACUGAUCGUGGCCAGUAACGACGUGGCCGCUAGUACGGCACAGCUGGUGGCGGCCAGUCGCGUCAAAGCGUCGUUCAUGAGCAAGACCCAAGAUCGCUUAGAGGCAGCCAGUAAAGCUGUUGGCGCGGCAUGUCGGGCUCUGGUCCGCCAGGUACAGGAAAUCAUUGCCGAGCGGAACCAGGAUGGUUCGGAGAAGGUUGACUACGCCAAGCUUAGCUCGCACGAAUUCAAGGUGCGCGAAAUGGAGCAACAGGUUGAGAUUCUCCAACUGGAGAAUAGCCUUGCCCAGGCGCGGCAACGUCUGGGAGAGAUGCGCAAGAUCUCGUACCAGGAGGACUGAAUGACAGGAUAUCCGAGGGGUUUGCCCCGCGUUGGACAAAGAUGUCAAGCGGAUAUGGUGUGCUAGUGAGGCUACACAGAUUCAAGAGUGGGGAUGUAUGUUGU
This is a messenger RNA of Aspergillus pseudonomiae, 3346 nucleotides long. RefSeq names its product putative cytoskeleton assembly control protein Sla2. The coding region runs from base 111 to 3242 and encodes 1043 amino acids. The transcript is spliced from 12 exons. Gene Ontology annotation, molecular function: clathrin-cargo adaptor activity; clathrin light chain binding; phosphatidylinositol-3,5-bisphosphate binding. Gene Ontology annotation, cellular component: clathrin-coated vesicle; actin cortical patch. Lineage: Eukaryota; Fungi; Ascomycota; Eurotiomycetes; Eurotiales; Aspergillaceae. The record is from RefSeq and is a predicted model, not a curated record. Gene Ontology annotation, biological process: actin filament organization; endocytosis; clathrin coat assembly.